Messenger RNA from Cyprinodon tularosa, 2397 nucleotides. RefSeq names its product proline-rich extensin-like protein EPR1. The record is from RefSeq and is a predicted model, not a curated record. The transcript has 3 exons. Bases 1 to 2397 code for a protein of 798 amino acids. NCBI's taxonomy places the organism in Eukaryota, Metazoa, Chordata, Actinopteri, Cyprinodontiformes, Cyprinodontidae.
AUGACCUCCUGGUGCUGCUCCUCUAAACUGCAGGAGGCUCAUGUUCCCAUCCUUCAGCUCUGCUCAGGUGGGAACUUCUGGGACCAACCAGGUGGGAGGCAGGUCGGAGCAGAAGGGAGGGAGCGACUCUACGGGAACGCCACUGCCGUCCCGCUCCGCCUGGAAGCAGAACAGCUGAACAUCAUCAUCACAGGAGGCGAGGACCCUCAGUGCUCUGGAUUCACUACAAACAAUUCAGCUUCCUUCAACAAACUGCAGAUCCAGACGUUCAGAACCAACCAGGACCGGUCCGAUGCGGAGCAAAGCUGCUCCACAGCUUCACCACAGAGAGGCAGCCCACCGUCUGCCCUCCGUCUGCCCCCAUCUACUCACCGUCUGCCCUCCAUGUGCCCCGUCUGCCCCAUCUACCCAUCGUCUGCCCUCCGUCUGCCCCCUAUCUGCCUCCAUCUGCCCUCAUCUACCCACCGUCUGCCCUCCGUCUGCCCCCAUCUACUCACCGUCUGCCCUCCGUCUGCCCCCUAUCUGCCUCCAUCUGCCCUCAUCUACCCACCGUCUGCCCUCCGUCUGCCCCCUAUCUGCCUCCAUCUGCCCCCAUCUACCCACCGUCUGCCCCCAUCUACCCCCCGUCUGCCCUCCAUCUGCCCCGUCUGCCCCAUCUACCCACCGUCUGCCCCCUAUCUGCCUCCAUCUGCCCUCAUCUACCCACCGUCUGCCCUCCGUCUGCCCCCUAUCUGCCUCCAUCUGCCCCCAUCUACCCACCGUCUGCCCUCCGUCUGCCCUCAUCUACCCACCGUCUGCCCUCCGUCUGCCCCCAUCUACCCACCGUCUGCCCUCCGUCUGCCCCCUAUCUGCCUCCAUCUGCCCUCAUCUACCCACCGUCUGCCCUCCGUCUGCCCCCUAUCUGCCUCCAUCUGCCCCCAUCUACCAACCGUCUGCCCUCCGUCUGCCCUCAUCUACCCACCGUCUGCCCCCUAUCUGCCUCCAUCUGCCCCCAUCUACCCACCGUCUGCCCCCAUCUACCCCCCGUCUGCCCCCAUCUACCCACCGUCUGCCCCCUAUCUGCCUCCAUCUGCCCCCAUCUACCCACCGUCUGCCCCCAUCUACCCCCCGUCUGCCCCCAUCUACUCACCGUCUGCCCUCCAUCUACCCCCCGUCUGCCCUCCUUCUGCCCCCCGUCUGCCCUCCAUCUACCCCCCCUCUGCCCUCCUUCUGUCCCCCGUCUGCCCUCCAUCUACCCCCCUCUGCCCCCAUCUACCCACCGUCUGCCCUCCUUCUGCCCCCCGUCUGCCCUCCAUCUACCCCCCGUCUGCCCCCAUCUUCCCACCGUCUGCCCUCCAUCUACCCACCGUCUGCCCUCCUUCUGCCCCCCGUCUGCCCCCAUCUACCCCCCGUCUGCCCCCAUCUACUCACCGUCUGCCCUCCAUCUACCCCCCGUCUGCCCUCCUUCUGCCCCCCGUCUGCCCUCCAUCUACCCCCCCUCUGCCCUCCUUCUGUCCCCCGUCUGCCCUCCAUCUACCCCCCCUCUGCCCCCAUCUACCCACCGUCUGCCCUCCUUCUACCCACCGUCUGCCCUCCUUCUGCCCCCCGUCUGCCCCCAUCUACCCCCGUCUGCCCUCCAUCUACCCACCGUCUGCCCUCCUUCUGCCCCCCGUCUGCCCUCCAUCUACCCCCCGUCUGCCCCCAUCUUCCCACCGUCUGCCCUCCAUCUACCCCCCGUCUGCCCUCCUUCUGCCCCCCGUCUGCCCCCAUCUUCCCCCCGUCUGCCCCCAUCUACUCACCGUCUGCCCUCCUUCUGCCCCCCGUCUGCCCUCCUUCUACCCCCCGUCUGCCCUCCAUCUACCCCCCGUCUGCCCUCCUUCUGUCCCCCGUCUGCCCUCCUUCUGCCCCCCGUCUGCCCUCCAUCUACCCCCCCUCUGCCCUCCUUCUGUCCCCCGUCUGCCCUCCAUCUACCCCCCCUCUGCCCCCAUCUACCCACCGUCUGCCCUCCUUCUGCCCCCCGUCUGCCCUCCAUCUACCCCCCGUCUGCCCCCAUCUUCCCACCGUCUGCCCUCCAUCUACCCACCGUCUGCCCUCCUUCUGCCCCCCGUCUGCCCCCAUCUACCCCCGUCUGCCCUCCAUCUACCCACCGUCUGCCCUCCUUCUGCCCCCCGUCUGCCCCCAUCUACCCCACGUCUGCCCUCCAUCUACCCACCGUCUGCCCCCCAUCUGCCCUCCAUCUACCCCACGUCUGCCCCCAUCUACCCCCCAUCUGCCCCUAUCUACCCACUGUCUGCCCCCGUCUGCCCUCCAUCUGCCUCACCUGCCCUCCAUGUGCCCCAUCUACCCUCCAUCUACCCCCGUCUGCCCUUAAACAGCCCAAGAUCAAACAAAAACAGAGGAUCCCACAAAUGGCUGUGA